AUGACUGGUACUUCUGAAGAAAUAGGAAUAAUGGAUGUGACCAUUAGAAAUGCUGAACUCGCUGAUCAGAGUGAGUUGAUCUCUCAGUUAAUGCAACGAAUUGCAGACAUGCAGAAACAGCUUCAACAGACCAAAGAUUUGGCCAAACUGGCCAUUGCAUCAAAUGAACCCCCCCUUGAAACUAGAAGACCUCCUCCUCUUUUUCCAUCACUAAGUUCCCUAUUACCCAACUAUUUCCCUACCCAUACCACUGGACCUAUCACUUCCACUCCUAACCCUCAUACCAUCGACUUAACUGUAUCCAACGCUCCUUAUGCCAGCACUUCUUACCAAACACCACCACCACUACCAAAUCAGAACCAAGCAUCGAACACUAAUCACUCCCAAAACUUCACACCAACCUAUCAAAUCCCACCCCCAAUCUCCAAAAAUCCACAUGUUUUGCCUAGCCUGCCCGCAUACCCUUCCGUAACAUUCCAAACUCCACCAGCCUAUACAAUCCCUGAACCAUGUCCUAGCUUUCUCGUUCAACCAGAGCUUGAUCACUAUGAAGAAAUGGAGAAGGAGUGGAGGUUGAGAGAAGAAAAACGUGAACAAGAAAUGAAUGUUAUGAAGGAUGCCAUCUCCGAGGCAGUAAAAAGUGUCCAAUCUUCGAGGAAAAUAACAGGACUUGAGUAUGAGGACCUUUGCAUGCACCCUGACUUGGAAAUACCCGAAGGUUACAAAAUUCCAAAAUUUGAAACCUUCAAUGGUAUUGGCAAUCCCAUGGCUCACCUACGAGCUAAUUGUGACAAACUCGUGGGUAUCGAGAAAAAUGAUGCAUUAAUUAUGAGGUUGUUUAGUCGAAGCCUCAGUGGGGAGGCGUUAGAAUGGUUCACAUCUCAAGAACUCCGUCAGUGGUCUACAUGGGGGGCUCUGGCCAAAGAUUUUUUGGAAAGAUUCCAGUUUAAUGUCGAAGCUGUCCCUGACAGAUAUUAUUUGGAAAAAAUCAAGCAAAAGACCACGGAGGACUAUCGUGAAUAUGCGUGUCGCUGGAGGAAAGAAGCUGCAAAGGAGCCCGAGUAUUAUGAAAGGAUGUUGCCCAUGAUGGGACAGAAGUUUUCGAAGCUAAUCAGAAUGGGAGAAGCCAUAGAGGAUGGCCUCAAGUCUGGAAAGGUUACAAGUCUCACUGCCUUGCAGGCCACCAACAAAUCCUCACCAUCCAUGGCCACAGGAUUCGCUAGGAAAAAGAAAGAGGACGUGUCUGCUGUAUCUUUUAGCCCGAGGCUAAGGCCGCAAAGGUAUUUUGGGUCUGGUUCUGCCAUUGGAAACUCCAACCGAUUCCCCACCUCAAAUAUUUAUCCACCAUCUCCACAAGCUCCAAUCCCAAUCUACUAUGCACAACAGAACUACCAAGCACCACCGCCCAUCUACCAAAAUACACUACCAAAUCACCAAGCCAAUGCACCAGUCCACCAAAAUCCCGGACCAAACAACCCAAAUGCCAACAAUCUACCCCGUCCUAACCUCAAAAGAAAGCCUCCUAAAGUUUUCACUCCCUUGGCAGAAACACGUACCCAACUCUUUGAGCGUUUAAGAGCGGCAGGAUUGAUCCAACCAGUAGAUGCAAGGACAAUUAAUCCCACAACAAUGUUCUUCCGAGCGGAUCAACGUUGUGCGUACCAUUCUGGAGGGGCAAGACAUGAUACAGAAGGAUGUAUCAAUCUGAAACAUAAGAUUCAAGACUUGAUCGAUAAUAGGGUCAUCACUCUCCAAGCCCCUGCCCCCAAUGUGAACCUUAACCCGUUGCCGAAUCAUGGAGGAGCUACCAUCAACAUGAUUGAAAGAGACGAAGAUUGGCUUGCUAAUGGGACUAUCGGUGAAGCAACUGUCAACUCACUUAUACCAACAGUGGCCUCAUUGACCAUAAAGGCCCGUCCAGAGUUUGUUGUAAUAACUGCACCUCAUCAGGCAUUUGCUUUGGUGAAGGAAAGAAGCAAUGAGCAGUCCGAAGAAAGGUUUGUUGUCUAA
Molecule: messenger RNA, 2010 nt
Organism: Solanum stenotomum
Lineage: Eukaryota; Viridiplantae; Streptophyta; Magnoliopsida; Solanales; Solanaceae
Exons: 2
Coding region: 1-2010 (669 amino acids)
Source: RefSeq, a predicted model, not a curated record